Alternaria rosae is the source of this 1508-nucleotide messenger RNA. RefSeq lists its product as uncharacterized. NCBI's taxonomy places the organism in Eukaryota, Fungi, Ascomycota, Dothideomycetes, Pleosporales, Pleosporaceae. The transcript has 3 exons. The coding region runs from base 1 to 1131 and encodes 376 amino acids. The record is from RefSeq and is a predicted model, not a curated record.
AUGGAGUUGCAAUCCAGACAGCUGAUGCCCGGUCCUGAGCGCAACGAUACUCAGGCGCCUCUUCUCCUUGGUAUAUGUGGGGGUUUGACACUCUUUGCGGUCCUCCUACUCUCUGCAAGACUCUGGUCGAGGGUGCGGCCUUUCUGGAAUCUUCACAUGGAUGAUUGGACGGCUGUUGCAGCGACGAUCCUUGCGAUAGCAAAAUAUGUCAUCGUCUGCGUAGCAUGUUCCUACGGCUUCGGCCAGCGGACAAAAUAUGUCUCUGCAGGCUCGCGUCUCGCCGCCAUGCGACUCAUCUUCUAUUGCCAAGCUCUCUGGAACUUCUCCAUCGGACUUGUCAAAAUCUCAGUCGCCCUCCUCUUGCUCCGCAUCAAGCAGACACGUGCCUGGCGCAUCUUCCUCUCCUGUACGAUCGUACUACUCAUCUUAACCACUAUAACCUCGACCCUGUUUCAGUUUCUGCAAUGCCGGCCGUUCAGCAUAUACUGGGAUCCCAGCAUCUUCUUGACGCGCAAAGUGGAGUGCUUGCCACAAGAAGCCAUUGUUGGGAACAUCGUUGCGGCAAGCGCGGUGCAUAUCUCGACCGAUCUCAUAUUCUCGCUGAUACCGAUAACCUUUAUCCGGAAACUACAGCGACCGCGUGGCGAAAAGAUCUUCCUUGGUAUUCUGAUGGGCCUUGGACUGUUCGCUUCAUCCUUCGCCAUUCUGCGUACUGUCAAGGCCAGUAUGAUACCCGCUGGUGGUGACGUCUUUCGAAUGACGGUGGCGCCUACAUUGUGGUCGAUGCUGGAACUCGAGCUUGCGUUGAUCGCUGCUACGAUACCGACGCUCAAGGGUAUUAUGCAGCGGAGCCUCGUAAGGACCGGUCACUACUUCUACGAUGAGAAGACCGAGACUCAAGUGCGAAACCGGCUUGUAGACCUGGGAUUUCUGGGUCCGAACAGCGACGAGUUUUUAGAGAUGGGGCAGAAGUUGUCGAAGCCAAACAUGGCUGAUGAAGUUGUGACGUUCGGGAGCGGGCCGAAGUCACAGAAAGCGAAGGAGGAGUACAGCAUGUCGGUCGAUGAGCUUACUCUGGUUGAGAGUGAGGGCCACGUGACAACCCGGGACUUGCGGGCAUUCGGGCCUUGAAGAUGCGCUCAAGAUGGAGGAAGCUACCCAUUUAAGCGCCCAAGCUCAUCGUCGCAGGCCAGAGGUCCCACCGCGUAGUCGCUGAUCCAACCGCUAUGUAGGCGACGCCUGGUGGUGGAACAAUGACACCAAAUCUACUCACGUUUGGCCAUCUGCAGGAUGAUGGCGAGCGCACGGCACGGAAUUACUGAAUGCCUUCUCGAGCAUAUCAUGCCCAACACAAGAGCCGAGUCUGAGAUCGAUCGAGCCGGGUGAUGAGCCUUUGGUGUUGUUGUGCGAAGUAUGAAGUCGGGCGGCCAGAGAAGGAAAGCGUAUAUGAUUAUAGGAUUGCGUAUGAAAGAACGAGACGUGAUGUGGAAGAUUUUGGUUAUGCGAGA